This is a messenger RNA of Coregonus clupeaformis (lake whitefish), 2739 nucleotides long. RefSeq names its product leucine-rich repeat-containing protein 15. Gene Ontology annotation, molecular function: protein binding. The record is from RefSeq and is a predicted model, not a curated record. Bases 90 to 2528 code for a protein of 812 amino acids. NCBI's taxonomy places the organism in Eukaryota, Metazoa, Chordata, Actinopteri, Salmoniformes, Salmonidae. The transcript has 2 exons.
ACGGUGUGUUUGACUGACUCUCUCUAUAACUGUCUUAAUCGCCUCUCUCGGUUAUAAGCCUCAAGACGAGAGGAAAUCAUCAGGAAAAAAUGACUAGAAGACACACCUUCAUCUGUUUUCUGCCUUUGCUGAUUGGGUAUUCAUCUCAGUCCUGUGACAAGGAGACCCACUGCCCCAAAGAGAAGCAGGGUGUUUAUGGCAGUGAUGUGACACAGAUCCCGGUAAGUCUGAAAGCAGGUGUCACAGAGGUCUUCUUUGUGGACAGUCAAAUCACUGUCAUCCCAAAGGGGGCCUUCGCCACCAACACGAAGCUGGAAAAGGUGGAGUUCAUCAACACCCCCACCGUGUCCAUAGAGAACGGUGCUUUCGAGGGAUUGGUCGACCUCAAGGAUAUUGAGAUCUCCAAUACCCGACUAACAUCCGUGCCUGUAGACGUCUUCCAAGGCCUGCACAACCUGGAAAAACUUCUGCUGAAACACAACAUGAUCCGUAGUCUGGAGAAAGGAUUGUUUGAUGGCCUUAAGAAACUGAGAGAUCUCCAAUUACACAUAAACGAGAUCAACACCAUCGAGGAGGGGACGUUUGAUGACCUAGAAAACCUUCAGACCCUCCAUCUGGCCAAAAACAACCUCAGUUCUGUGUCCUCCGCCCUGUUCUCAAAGCUGCACAAACUGCAGGUACUGAGGCUCUAUGACAACCAACUGACCGCCAUUCCUGACGAUAUAUUCGAAAAUCUAUCCAAUUUAAAGGAGAUCGCUCUACAGAGUAACAAAAUCGCUGCAAUAUCAGCCAAUUUGUUCCCGCAUAAAGACAAAUUAAACAAGAUACUUUUGGACAAUAACAUGUUGACUGAAUUGCCUCCAGAGAUAUUUGUGGGCUUUCCUCUGCUUAAAAUAUUGACACUGAAUGGAAAUAAACUUGCAAGUCUACCUCCUGUCCUCUUUGGAGAGUUGCCUAAACUGACUGAGUUGAGUCUCAAUCACAACAGUCUUACCAGCCUUCCUCAGGGAGUAUUUAGUCCUCUUAAGAAACUCAGGAAGUUGGAUCUGUCUAACAACCAAUUGUCCACCGUGUCUGAAGAGUCUUUUGAGGGCCUUGAGAAGCUAACAGAACUCAAUCUUCAAUACAACCAGAUCAAAUCAUUGAAAGCAAACACCUUUGAAAAGCUGACAUCACUAACCACCCUUAGACUGGCUCAUAAUAGCCUGGGGACACUUCCAGAGGAUAUAUUUGAACCCUUACCAAUACUCAGCAAAGUCUAUUUAAACAACAACACUUGGCAUUGUGACUGCAGGAUGGUCCCACUCUUCAAAUGGAUGAAGGCAAACCCUGGCAAGAUCAAGUCCACGUCUCCUGAGAUCUGUAAUCAGCCAGAGGAUUUAAAGGGACAAGAAAUCAUGUCUCUCACAGAGGACCAGCUCAUAUGUCCUAUAUCUCCUCUGACCACCACCCCUUUACCCACCACAACCACCACCACAGCAACCACCACAACCCAAACAACCACACCACUUGUAACCACCAUGCCCACUACUACAGUCACAACUACAUUUCCAACUACUCAGCCACCUACAACCACUCAGCCAACUACUCUGCCCACUACGACACCAACAAGCACAGAGCCUACGACUACUCAGCCACCUACAACCACUCAGCCACCUACAACCACUCAGCCAACUACUCUGCCCACUACGACACCAACAAGCACAGAGCCUACGACUACUCAGCCACCUACAACCACUCAGCCACCUACAACCACUCAGCCAACUACAACCACUCAGCCAACUACAACCACUCAGCCAACUACAACCACUCUGCCAACUACAACAACUUUGCCAACCACAAUGGCCACUACAACUGAAGCCACCACCCCAACUACAACCACCAUUGUGACCACCACACUAAUAACCACAACUCCGAUACCCACCACCAAAGGGACAACCACAGCACUGACCACAACCACAUUACCCACAAUCACAACAACCACCACUUUAGCUCCUACCACAACCACAACCACCACCUUAGCUCCUACCACAAUCACCACUUUAGCUCCUACCACAACCACAGCUCCUACCACAACCACAACCACCUUAGCCACAACCACAACCACAACCACAACCACAAUGACCACAACCACUGUCACAACCACAAUACCCACCACCACACCUUCUACCACUCUCCCAACAACCACCAUCACAAGAACCACUCGGAGAGAUUCAACGCAGCCACCAACCACGCCAAGGAUCUUCAGCUGUCCCGACAUAUCACCUUCUCGUCGCCCGUCCCCCUCCUACUACACCCACCAGGCCUGGAGCAAGGCCUCACAGUGCAGGGCCCGGAUGAUAUCAUACACAUGCAUGCUGUUGGUGGAGAUAGGCUGCAUCCUGGUGCUGGCUAAGUUCACCCUGUCUCUGUAUCGCUUGCUCCAGCGCAGGGAGAGGCUGUACACCCGGGUAAACCUGACUCAAUUCUCCUACAGGAAGGAGGUGAUGCUGAGGCCAGUCAAGGUGACAGAGACUGUGGGUUUGUGAUCGGGGGGGUCUGGGGGGGUCCAGCACCAUCCUCAGACAAUUGCUUUCAUUUUUUGUGAAAUUCUAAUUUCUGGAUAAGGCUUAAAAUACAGGAAAAAAUAUUGCUAUGUCACAUGAUUGUACAAAACACAGGGCCCUAGUAAUGGGAUAAGGUGGAAGAAAAUAGGGAAUGUUGGUCAUCUUUUCUGAAAAAUAAAUGAACACAAACAUA